This is a messenger RNA of Alligator sinensis (Chinese alligator), 1755 nucleotides long. RefSeq names its product interleukin-9 receptor-like. The transcript is spliced from 5 exons. Bases 293 to 1075 code for a protein of 260 amino acids. The record is from RefSeq and is a predicted model, not a curated record. NCBI's taxonomy places the organism in Eukaryota, Metazoa, Chordata, Crocodylia, Alligatoridae.
GAGGUAACUACACCAGCCUCCGCUGGCAGGAGCUGGGCACAACCCCUGCCCCUGGCUCUGAUGGACGCUCCGGGCACUGGUAUUUGGGGUUGCCUGGGCACCUGGCAUCCCAGGAGGAGGUUGAUGGGUACCUUACAAGCAAGCCCAGCACAAAAACCUGUUCAACUCGGCAACAAGCGUCGACAUUGAGGCCACAGAGUUUCAAGCUGGCAUCACUUAUGUUGCAAGAGUUCGCUGCAAAACUUCCCAAGACGAGACAUCUUACGAGAGUCAGUGGAGCGAGUGGAGCCAGAUGACAGCAUUUCAGAGAGCUGCUCUCCCAGCUUUGGUGCAGCUGCCUGAAGAGCCGUUUAGCCCCAGUGCGUUGCAGUUUCUGUUCAUUCCCGUAUGUCUCGGCGCUAUACUCUACCUAUUGUUUAGCUGCAAGUUUCCCUCCAGGGCAAAGAGCAUCACCUGCCUGAGCAUUCCCACCCCUGCUGCUUUCUUCCAGCCCCUCUACACCCUGCACAACGGGAACUUCAAGGACUGGGUUGGCCCCAAGGAGGCAUGUGGCCAGGUCAGAAGACAUGAAGCCAGUGACCUCAGCAAAGUGUCUGUGGAGCCCGUGGCUGAUCCGAGUGCUCAUGAAGUGAUCUCCCAGAUCUCCUUAAAGUCGCUGGCAAAGCCCAGUGUGGCUCUGCAGGAGGAUGACUGCACCCCUGCCUCAAGCCCAGCGCAGCCGUACGUGGGUGCAAAAGAGGUAGCGGUGGGGCUGGCAGCGUUGUUUCCACACGACCACUCGGAAGCAGGGGCCCUGGCCCCGUUGGAGGGAAGCGAGAUGGAAGAUGGCAGCCCUGACAUGGAAGGAAGCCCUUUGCUCUACUUGCAGCAGGGCGAGGCUGACCUGUACAUGCUGCAGAAGUCUCUGGAGCUGGAAAGCUUGUCCUUCUGCAGCAACGACUACUGUACCUUGUGCGACGGUGAUGCUGUGGGGGGCUCGAUCCCUGCUGAAUGGCUGCAGCUCCUGGAAGGGGGAAGUCUGCCCAAGCACCCACCCAGCGGGGGAGACGCUGCCCUGCUGGGUCACCAGGUCUGAGGCACCCACCACCUGGCUCACCUCAAUGCCUGCUAGCGUCCAGCCAGGUGCUGAGGAGCAGACUGUGCCCAGCCCCUGCACAGACGAGGAGGAGGGAUCAUGGCACCGCCUUGCUUUCCACCCACUCUGUGCAGGGGCUGAGCACAAUCCCACUUCUGUCGCGUGGUGGGCCAGGCACACGCUCACCAAGGGCAUCUCUCACACUUGCUCGUGGUGUCCAGCUGGGCCACGCCAUGCUGCUGUGCGCACGCUGCCUCCUGAGCCAGAAGCGUUGUAGCCACGUGCAGCCGAAGCCAAGCAGGUCAGCUCCGCACGGCGCGAAGGCAGCUAGGUCACGUUCUGCGCAGGAGGCAGGGCACGUGGCGCAGUGGCAUGGCCUGGUGCAUGCCUCUGCCAGCCCAGGAAGCCUCUGCACCCACUAGCAGGUGAAGCAGCGGGGAGGUCUGUGGGACACCGUGCAUCCCACAAUGCUCCUGCCCUGCGCCCAGCACGGGAGCAUCCUGCCUGCAGCCCCUUGCAGCCCAGCCCUGUGUCUCCUGUGGGGUCAAAAGCAGGGCAAGGUCGGUCAGGCCACUAAGCCCUGCACGCCGCUCAGUUCAGAGCCUCACUCCAAGCCAGUUAUGGUGCUUCAUAAAGACAGCGCCCUUGUAACACAGCUGCUAACAAGGUGCUGAGCUCCU